Messenger RNA from Nyctereutes procyonoides (raccoon dog), 4358 nucleotides. It is a transcript of the gene KL, whose product is annotated as klotho. NCBI's taxonomy places the organism in Eukaryota, Metazoa, Chordata, Mammalia, Carnivora, Canidae. Gene Ontology annotation, biological process: carbohydrate metabolic process. Gene Ontology annotation, molecular function: beta-glucosidase activity. The record is from RefSeq and is a predicted model, not a curated record. Bases 948 to 2915 code for a protein of 655 amino acids. The transcript is spliced from 6 exons.
CGCCGCCGCCCCUGCCCCUGCCCCUGCCCGUGUCCCUGCCCCUGCCCCUGCCCCUGCCCCUGCCCCUGCCGCCGCCGCCGCUGCUGCUGCUGCUGCUGGCCCUGGGCGGCCGCCGGCUGCACGCCGAGCCCGGCGACGGGGCGCAGACCUGGGCCCGCUUCGCGCAGCCUCCGGCCCCCGAGGCCGCCGGGCUCCUCCACGACACCUUCCCCGACGGCUUCCUCUGGGCGGUGGGCAGCGCCGCCUACCAGACGGAGGGCGGCUGGCGGCAGCACGGCAAGGGCGCGUCCAUCUGGGACACCUUCACCCACCGGCCCCCCGCGCCCCCCGGCGCGCCCCCCGCGGCCGGCCUGCCGUCGGGCGCCCGGUCUCCGUCCCCGCCCGCCACCGGGGACGUGGCCAGCGACGGCUACAACAACGUCUUCCGCGACACCGAGGGGCUGCGCGAGCUCGGGGUCACCCACUACCGCUUCUCCAUCUCGUGGGCGCGGGUGCUCCCCAACGGCAGCGCGGCCGCCCCCAACCGCGAGGGGCUGCGCUACUACCGGCGGCUGCUGGAGCGGCUGCGGGAGCUGGGCGUGCAGCCCGUGGUCACCCUGUACCACUGGGACCUGCCCCAGCGCCUGCAGGACGCCUACGGCGGCUGGGCCCACCGCGCGCUGGCCGACCACUUCAGGGACUACGCCGAGCUCUGCUUCCGCCACUUCGGCGGCCAGGUCAAGCACUGGAUCACCAUCGACAACCCCUACGUGGUGGCCUGGCACGGCUACGCCACCGGGCGCCUGGCCCCCGGCGUCCGGGGCAGCCCGCGGCUCGGGUACCUGGUGGCGCACAACCUCCUCCUGGCUCAUGCCAAAAUCUGGCAUCUCUACAAUACUUCUUUCCGCCCAACUCAGGGAGGCCAGGUAUCCAUUGCCCUAAGCUCCCACUGGAUCAAUCCUCGAAGAAUGACCGACCAUAGCAUCAAAGAAUGUCAAAAAUCUCUUGACUUUGUACUAGGCUGGUUUGCCAAGCCCAUAUUUAUUGAUGGUGACUAUCCUGAGAGCAUGAAGAAUAACCUGUCAUCUCUUCUGCCUGUUUUUACUGAAUCUGAGAAAAAAUUCAUCAAGGGAACAGCUGACUUUUUUGCUCUUUCUUUUGGACCAACUUUGAGUUUUCAACUCUUGGACCCUCACAUGAAGUUCCACCAAUUAGAAUCUCCCAGCCUGAGGCACCUCCUUUCUUGGAUUGACCUUGAAUAUAACCACCCUCAAAUAUUUAUUGUGGAAAAUGGCUGGUUUGUCUCAGGGACCACCAAGAGAGAUGAUGCCAAAUAUAUGUAUUACCUCAAAAAAUUCAUAAUGGAAACCUUAAAAGCCAUCAGGCUGGAUGGGGUGGACGUCAUUGGAUACACAGCGUGGUCCCUUAUGGAUGGCUUUGAGUGGCACAGAGGCUACAGCAUCAGACGUGGACUCUUCUACGUGGACUUUCUAAGCCAGGAUAAGAAACUGUUGCCAAAGUCUUCAGCCUUGUUCUACCAAAAGCUGAUAGAGAAAAAUGGCUUCCCUCCUUUACCUGAAAAUCAGCCCCUAGAAGGGACAUUUCCCUGUGACUUUGCUUGGGGAAUUGUUGACAACUACAUUCAAGUGGACACCACUCUGUCUCAGUUUGCCGACCCGAACGUUUACCUGUGGGACGUCCAUCACAGCCAGAGGCUGGUUAAGGUGGACGGGCUGCUGGCCAAGAAGAGGAAGCCCUACUGCGUGGACUUCGCCGCCAUCCGGCCCCAGGUGGCCUUACUGCAGGAGAUGCACGUCUCGCAUUUUCACUUCUCGCUGGACUGGGCCCUGAUCCUGCCGCUGGGCAACCAGUCCCGGGUGAACCACGCGGCCCUGCACUACUACGGCUGCGUGGCCAGCGAGCUCCUGCGCGCCAACAUCACCCCGGUGGUGGCGCUCUGGCGCCCCGCCGCGCACCAGGGCCUGCACCAGGGCCUGCCGGGGCCGCUGGCCCAGCGCGGCGCCUGGGAGAACCCGCGCACCGCCCUGGCGUUCGCCGAGUACGCGCGCCUGUGCUUCCGGGACCUGGGCCGCCACGUCAAGGUGUGGAUCACGCUGGGCGAGCCGCCCACGCGGAACCUGACCCUCCGCGCCGGGCACAACCUGCUGCGGGCGCACGCGCUGGCCUGGCGCGUGUACGACGAGCAGUUCCGGGGCUCGCAGAAGGGGAAGGUGUCCAUAGCCCUGCAGGCCGACUGGGUGGAGCCCGCCUGCCCUUCCUCGCAGAAGGACCAAGAGGGGGCCGAGAGGGUUCUGGAGUUUGACGUCGGCUGGCUGGCCGAGCCCAUCUUCGGCUCCGGGGACUACCCGCGGCUGAUGCGGGACUGGCUCAACCGGAGAGACCACUUCCUUCUGCCGUAUUUCACCGACGAAGAGAAAAGGCUGAUCCGGGGUUCCUUUGACUUCCUGGCCUUGAGCCAUUACACCACCAUCCUCGUGGACUGGGAAAAGGAAGACCCAGUCAAAUACAAUGAUUACCUGGAAGUGCAGGAGAUGACCGACAUCACCUGGCUCAACUCUCCCAGCCAGGUGGCCGUAGUGCCCUGGGGCCUGCGCAAGGUGCUCAACUGGCUGAAGUUCAAGUACGGAGACCUCCCCAUGUAUGUCAUAUCCAACGGCAUCGAUGACGACCCGCGGGCAGCCCAAGACACGCUGAGGGUGUAUUACAUGCAGAACUAUGUAAAUGAAGCUCUGAAAGCCUACAUGUUGGAUGGUAUCAAUCUUUGUGGAUACUUUGCCUACUCAUUUAAUGAUCGCACAGCUCCGAAGUUUGGCCUCUAUCAUUAUGCUGCAAACCAGUAUAAGCCCAAACCGUCCGUGAAGCAUUACAGGAAAAUUAUUGACAACAACGGCUUCCCAGAGCACUCCAUGCAAUGAAUGAUGUGACCUUUCCUGAGCAAGUGAGAAGGAAAUAAUAACUCAUCCGCUGACGAGUGACUUCGCUUGCUGUUCUUCAGAAUGUGUCAUGAUUUCUUUGAAUUGAGGUUUUUAAAAUUCUUAGUAGGCUCCAAAGCAUUUGGUCUGAUAACACUGGGAGAUUUGUUCCUAUGAUUGCUGAGGUUUAUUUUACAUUGUUGCUGCAACUUCUGUGGAACUAGCUUUGAACUAGUUUUGCUUUGAACUUUCACACUGAAACAGGCUACUGAUUUCUAGAAAGGGCUAAUGAGGUCUUAUCCUUGAAAGCCCCUUAAGUUUUGAUGAUUUUCAGACGGGUCUUUCUGUUACACUGGAGUUGUGGAUGAUCAUAUUAUUUCUUUUCUAGAUAAGCCAAUAUCAUAUCAGGCAAGGUAAACCACUAUCAUAUCUAGCAUAGCUAAUCUUGCUGACACGGGGUGAUAGUGUGCAAAAAAGAAUGCUCUGCUGUAUUAUGUAUCAUCUUCAGAGGUGGUAGGAUUUUUUUUUCCAUGAAAGAUAAGCUUUUGUUGGUAGUCUUUUAAAAAUUGGACUUUGUAUUAAAAUUAGAAACUAGAUAUAAUAGUUUCUUUUAUGUAUAUAUAUUUUUUCCGAUUCUAAGAGUAAUUUAUGUUCAUUGUAAAAAAAUUGAAAAACACAGAAACUAUAUGUAAAGAGAAAAAAUGACCUAUAAGCUCACUACCAAAGUGACCACUAUUAACAUAGCCGAUGUAUUUUAUUUUGCGUGGAGUCAGAUCAUAUUGCAAAUAAUCAUGUGUCUUUAUUAAUUUCUAUUGUGUGUGUUUCUUUUGUCAUUAGUCUUCAAAAGCAUGAUUUCUAAUAGUUGUAGAGUGAUUCUGCUUUAUGAAUUUGUCACAACUCAUGUAAGCAUUCCUGUUGGUUGGACCAGUUUAAUUACUGUUAAAUAAUGUUUAAAAAUUUUCUUGCUACAACAUUAAUUUUCAUUUCCUUGAGUGUAGACAGAAGUAAUUCUGUCCCUUGAUGAAGUAUUGUAAUAAAUCUGCCUGCAGCUUUGCUUCUUUCCUAAUUAUAUAACUGGCUACUACAUUUCUUAAAAAACAAAAUAGAACUUUUUUUGAGUUGACUGAACUACAUAGAACAUGGGUGGUGAAGAAAUGGGUCUGACAGCAAGGCGGAAAGAUGGGCGGUGAUGCAGGGUGCCCCAGGCUCAUCCUUGUGGUGGAGCUGAGACUUUUAGACGCCCGGAGAGCAAAACAGAGGAAGACGGGAAAGAGACAAAAACAGAGAUGCCAAAGAGCUGCAAGAGAAAUGGCAUCUCGAAGCCAUCCAACUCAGGUACUGUGAAAGCAGCAUGCUAACGUCGAGUCCCCCCCACCCCCACCGUGGACCUUGGCAGGAGGUCGGUGGCUCCCACUGGCAGGAAAGGAGCCAGGUCACCCCUUGGGU